This is a messenger RNA of Kockovaella imperatae, 1242 nucleotides long. Its product is annotated as proliferating cell nuclear antigen, N-terminal domain-domain-containing protein. Gene Ontology annotation, biological process: mismatch repair; translesion synthesis; regulation of DNA replication. Gene Ontology annotation, cellular component: PCNA complex. NCBI's taxonomy places the organism in Eukaryota, Fungi, Basidiomycota, Tremellomycetes, Tremellales, Cuniculitremaceae. The record is from RefSeq and is a predicted model, not a curated record. Gene Ontology annotation, molecular function: DNA binding; DNA polymerase processivity factor activity. Bases 104 to 1090 code for a protein of 328 amino acids. The transcript has 7 exons.
UUUUGACCGUCCGACGCCCGUUCUGCUCAAGUGUCCAGUCUCGGGUCAUCAAGGAUUUUAUUUCAGAUCAAACCAGCUUUCCAGAACUCCUUUCCCUCUUAAGAUGUUGGAAGCUCGUGUCAAGCAGGCUUCGGUCCUCAAGAAGCUGCUCGAUGCCAUCAAGGAGCUAGUCACCGAUGGUAACCUCGACUGCACCGAUGAGGGUAUCGCCCUGCAAGCCAUGGACAACUCUCACGUCGCUCUCGUAUCUCUCAAGCUCGUUGCUGAGCAAUUCGAGUCAUAUCGAUGUGACAGGAAUAUGCCGCUGGGAGUCAACCUCACAUCACUUACCAAGAUCCUCAAGUGUGCAAAGGACAACGAUGUGGUCACUCUCAAGGCUGCAGACGAUGCCGAUGCACUGGGAAUGGUCUUUGAGUCUCCUAAGGAAGAUCGAGUUGGAGAAUACGAAAUGAAACUCAUGGACAUUGAUCAAGAACAUUUGGGAAUCCCCGAUACACAAUACGAUGCGACGAUCACCAUGUCUUCAGCUGAAUUCCAACGUAUCUGUCGUGAUCUAGCUGCGUUGGGAGAAAGUGUCAAGAUUGAAGCUUCGAAAGAAGGUGUGAGAUUUAGUUCGGAAGGAGAAGUGGGCAAUGGAAGUGUCUUGUUGAAACAGAGUGCGGGAACAGACAGGGCAAGUGGAUCAAAGAGAGUCAAACAGGAUCCCGAUGACGACGAUGAGGAGGAAGAGGAGAAACCCGAUGUCGAUGAAGAGGGAGAGGACGAGCAGGAUGACGAAGAUCGACCAAAGAAACGCAAGUCCGCAAACGGAACAUCAAAAGCAGCACCCUCAGACGAUGAACCUGGCGUCACGAUCAUCUUGGAGAAACAAGUGGCCCUGACAUUCUCACUCAAAUACCUGUCAAACUUUGCGAAAUCCGCUCCGUUAGCCAAGGCAGUGUCUCUCAAUAUGAGCAAUGAUGUUCCGCUCCUGGUCCAAUUCGAUUUCGAACAAGGGACACUGCAAUUCUUCCUUGCACCAAAGGUGAGAGAUCACGGCGCAGGACGCUCCCCGCCAUUACCGCUGACCCAUCUGUCAGAUCUCCGAUGAGUAGAGAGAACCAAAACGUUCAAAGCCAGUCGAGUCUGGCCGCCGCGUUUUCCCCAUCGAUUUGUCUUGAUUGGUCCCUUUCUCAGAACGACAGUUCACGGCUGUGCGUCUGGUGCAUAUCGUCAAUGUAUGAUCAUUGCUCUGCACAGCUC